AUGGAACAGCGAUACGUUGCCGCAAACCAGACUCCUCGAAAAUUUAGGAACAUACGCCCGCCAUCUUCUUUUUCUUCUUCUUCUUUUUCUUCUUCUUCUGCUUUUUCCGUUUUCUUCUUCUUCUUCUCCUUCUUGUUUCCUUUUCUUCUUCUCUUUCUUCUUCUACUUUCGUUUUCUUUUUCUUCUUCUUCUUCUUCUUUCGUUUUCUUCUUCUUCUUCUUCUUCUUUCGUUUUCUUUUUCUUCUUCUUCUUUCGUUUUUCUUCUUUUUCUUCUUCUUCUUCUUUCGUUUUCUUCUUCUUCUUCUUCCGUUUUCUUUUUCUUCUUCUUCUUUCGUUUUUCUUCUUUUUCUUCUUCUUCUUUCGUUUUCUUCUUCUUCUUCUUUCGUUUUCUUCUUCUUCGUCGUCUUCUUCUUCUUCUUCUGUUUUUUUCUUCUUCCUCUUCCUCUUCGUCUUCUUCUUUCGUUUUCUUCUUCUUCUUUCGUUUUCUUCUUCUUCUUCUUUCUUCUUCUUUUUCUUUUUCUCUCUUCUCCUUCUUUCGUUUUUUUCUUCUCUUCUUCUUCUAUCGUUUUUCUUCUGCUUUUUCCGUUUUCUUCUUCUUCUUCUUCUUCUUCUUCUUCUUCUUCUUCUACACUCCUCGUUCGCCUGCCCAAGUGGCCAAUCUACGAACGAACGCAACAGCGAGAAAGGACAUUCAAAAUGGCGCCUAUAUUGAUUCCGACGGAAGCCGUACGUUCAGAAGCAUGA
Messenger RNA from Acanthosepion pharaonis, 744 nucleotides. The record is from the annotation of a GenBank genome assembly. Lineage: Eukaryota; Metazoa; Mollusca; Cephalopoda; Sepiida; Sepiidae.